Molecule: messenger RNA, 1386 nt
Organism: Cavenderia fasciculata
Lineage: Eukaryota; Evosea; Eumycetozoa; Acytosteliales; Cavenderiaceae
Exons: 4
Coding region: 1-1386 (461 amino acids)
Source: RefSeq, a predicted model, not a curated record
AUGUUUGUUUCGAGGUUCAAAAUAAUAACAUCAAUUGAAGAUAAUGUAGAUAAAAUAUGUUUAUUGUUGACUUGUAAAAAGUUGUAUAAUAAUAGUAGUUUAAAGAGAUCGAUUCAGUUUAAAGGAAUAGGAGGACCAAUCACUAAAAAAGGAUAUAUAUCACAACAGUUUAAAGCAACAAUCAAUCGAUUCAAACUCAAAUCAUUUAAAGAUAUAAUGUCUUUGAAACUAUGUACCAACGCUGUAAACUCUCUCAUCAACUUGGAUCUAACGAGAUUCGUUUCACUCACAAAAUUUACAUGUGGUGGUUUGUUGUCAAAUAUCGGUCCAGGUAGAUUCCCAAUCAGUAUAACAUCACUCAAUAUCAGAUCUACUGAUAUGUUACCACGAGAUACAUUCCUUUCAUUGACAUCACUUGUCACCCUCAAGAUCCAACUACCAACCACGCGCACCCACAAUGUCACCGAUCAACUACCAUGCAUCGAUCUAUUCAAUCUAAACAACCUCACAACAUUCAGGAUAAAUUAUUUCUCUCAAGACCCAAAAUACAACAUCGAGAUUAAAGUACCUCCAUCAAUCAAGAUACUUUAUCUCGAGUCCAAAAGCAUUCGCAUUCCAUCACGAUAUGAAAUGCCACUGUUGGAGGAUUUAUAUGUUAACCAACACUUAUUGAUAGAUGGUAAAGUUAUAUUCCCAGCAUCACUUACACAUCUAAACAUCUUGGGUAUCUACAUCGAAUCUGUACAACUCCCUCAAUCACUAAUCAAACUAAAACAGAGAAUUGAUGAAUCCUCACUUCCACAGCAAUUGAAAAAAUUACAUUGGAAAGCCAAAUUUACCAAUCUAAUCUUUCAAUCCUUCUAUCAAUCUUCCAACAACAACAAUGAUAACUAUCCACCUCAUCUUGAAACACUCAACUUUUUUGAUAUUCAAGGUGACUUUAAAAUCAACAUACCACCAAUCACUAAAAAUCUAUCAAUAUCGUUGAAUCCUAACCUUGACUCGGAUGACCCUCAAAUCUAUUCAAUCUCUACUAGGAUCAAUAAACCUACAAUCGAUCAAUCGCAAUGGUUACCAAUCAAUACUACUCAUCUAACUUGCUUCCUCAAAGAUUCAAGAUAUAACAAGAUGAUGGCAUUUAGAUUAGAUGAAGUAAUCAAUCACACCAAUGUUAGAUAUUUAACUCUUUCUCUUUACAACUCAAAAUUACAAUUUUCAAUUCAAAGAUUGGAUCCUGAAAAAAAGAGUGUAUUGGUAUUGGAAAGACAGACACUGACAGGUGGAAUAAUUACUCAAAGAAAAUCAAUCAACAAUCAACAACAAUAUGAUCCUAUUUAUUUAUAUUAUGACUACACUUCUCCAUUUGAAUUUUAUUGGAAAUUCUGA